Procambarus clarkii (red swamp crayfish) is the source of this 3148-nucleotide messenger RNA. Its product is annotated as SLAIN motif-containing protein 2. Gene Ontology annotation, cellular component: microtubule plus-end. The record is from RefSeq and is a predicted model, not a curated record. NCBI's taxonomy places the organism in Eukaryota, Metazoa, Arthropoda, Malacostraca, Decapoda, Cambaridae. Gene Ontology annotation, biological process: positive regulation of microtubule polymerization; cytoplasmic microtubule organization; microtubule nucleation.
CCCUCCUCUCCUGCUGCAGGUGAAAGGGACGGAGCCCUGCUCGGGGGGAGGUGAUAGUGGCAGCCGCCGCCGACAGAUGGCAGCCCGAUCUGUUGUUCUUUUCCCCCCCUGACAGUGAAAUCAGUUCCGUCGGGGAGGAGGAGGCGGGUGUUAUUAAAAACGCUAUGUGUCACGCGACAGCUGCCGCCCUUAACCCGUGUUUAAUGUAGCCAGGUGCGAGGCAGCAAGAUGAGCCUUAUUAUGGACAAUAGGCUGGAAGCUGUGGACACGGAGGCGGAGGUGAAGAAGCUGCAGGCCUUAGUGAAGGAGCUGGAGAUCCAGAAUGAGGAGCUGCGGUGUGAGAGGCAGCAGUUGAUGAAGGAAGGUGGUGGUAGUGGGUCUCCUGUGGGCGGCGUGGGCGGCCUCUCUCCGGCGGCGCCCGGCACGCCCAAGCGCCACCUGGACGCCACUAACCUGGACGCCAUGGAUCCCAUAGGGCUGGACGAGUCUAAUAUCUCUGAUGACGAGACCUGGUUGUUCGAUUCGCCUAAAGCCAAGCCUCACAAUUCGGACUGGUUACGGAAAGAUGUAGAUGAUCCAGCAUUAUUACUGUCUCGAAAAUCCCUUAUUAACAAGUUAGAUCAAAUUGCAAUGUCUCCGCACCAUUCUCCCCGUCAUUCCUUCAGCCCCUGCUCCUCAUCAGGAGUUCUGUCUCCGGAGUCCCCGCCAUCUUCAAGGGGUGAAAUAGACACGAGAACUUUUGUGAGACCCAAGAAGAAAAGGUCUCAAGUAUUUGGUGAUGCUGUAAAUGAUGAAAACAGGAACUCUUUACUGAGGAGAGAGGGCAGUUCCCGUGAGUAUCUGGCACGUUCCAGCGGGUCCCUGGGAUCGGAGGAGGACGACCGCCUGAGCUCAGCCUCGGAGGGGAGCUUCUCGUAUCACUUUGCCGACGUAGCAGAUGUCAAUGCUCUGGCUCGACUUCAAGAGGAAAGUUUAAAGCUUCCUGACCCAAGACGGAGUUCAAGAUUUCCAGGUAUACGCACAGGCACUACUGGCAUCCCGUAUUCUUCAACCGGCUCAGGGGGGUCUGCCACCAGCUCUCAGGAGGAUCUCAUAUCUGUACCCCAUCCCACGGCCAGUCCCCGUCGCCACCCCCGGGGUCUCCAACCUCCAACCCAUUAUUCUGCACAUACGACUCCAUCACGAGAGGGCUCAGACCUUUCAACCCCACCAGAUAGUCCUUAUAAUUCACAGCACAAUCUUGAAGUUUGUAAUGGGAGGAGUGGGUUACGUCAGCCAAGUGGGAUGCACCGAGGGUUAGGAGGAAGCGAUCCUCGGUUACUGGAGCACACAACGCCUAGUAGUAGUCGUGGUACAUCUCCUGCUCGCUCUCAUAAUUCACCCACAGCAUCUCAGACAGAUAUUCGUCAGGGACCCAGAACUUCUAGGCUACAAGCGCCUCAGAUGCGAAGUCGGCUAAGUGCACCAUCUCCAGUUCGUAUACCUAUGGGGGGAGCUUCAGGACUACCGCAACCAACAGAAAUACCAAGACCUAAGGCUACAGGUAUUCCACGGCCAGGCUCACGUUUGCAGCCUCCAAAAACAAGGUCAGGCAUAGUUCAGCCCAGGUUCCAGGCCCCAACCCAGGAUGAUUGGAGGGACGGCUGCUUCUGAAACAAGCUUUACACUAGCCCACACACCCAGAUUAUGUGAUUUAUCUCGGGGACUCUCGGGAUCUGCCACUGGACUCAAACAGGCUGUCAUUGAUAUAAUUUUUAAAUCUAAAAUUUUGAUGUAUACACUAGGUGAUAUUUAAUCAGUAUAUAUAUUCAAUACAACUUUUAGUUAAACUUAGCAGAUACAUUGGUAUUUGUAUACUACCGUCUAUUCAGUAAGAAUUUGGAUAUUUCCAGAUGGAAGUUCGUUGUCCUCUGGUGUAUGAAUUCAAAAUUUAAAUUUUAUUGGUUUGGUGCUUUGGCCGAGAGCCACAAUGGACAUUGGUGCAUAGGUCACACAUGUAAGUACUUUUCUCUGUAAUGUUAUCUCUUGUAGAUGUAUAGUACUUACCCAUGACCUGGUGAUUGCAUAGUUAGUGAAAUCUUUAUACCUUGAAUGGUGUUGCAAUAUUUGUUUAAUUUUUACAGAAGCCAUAAGAAAAUCAUAUUAUAAAAUCUACCUAGUAGCCAAAGCCUUAGAUGGCAUUUCCUACUGAUGACAGACCAGUGCUCUUGAAAUCCCAAGGGAGUAGAAAUUAGGCCGCAAUGUGGCAACAUUGUGAUACCCCUAGUGGUCUCUGACCGCACAUUCCAAUUCUUCCUGGCCCUUGGGCUGGGCCCUUUUAGCUGUUGACAAUAGAGAGGCCUUCCUUCACCUGCAUCACGCUGUCUGAUAGUCCUUGUUAGACGACAGGUUUGGUGCAAACAUUCUUCGCAUUAUGUCUUUGAUUACACAGGUGUAGGGGCUUAAAAUAACGUCUAAUCAAGCUUUUUGAGCAAUAAUUACAGGACAGUACAGUAUAGUACUUCUAAUCUAUGAUGUGUUUUGAAUAACAGAAAUUUGUGAAAGACUUUAUAAGUUGUAAGUUAUGUCAGGAAAAAUAAAAUUAUCUUCGGGACUUCCAACCAAUUCUGAAACAACACUUGGAUGAAAUUUAAUGCAUUGAACCAAUUUUAGCCUUGUCCACAUGACCAAUGAGCUUUAGUGCAACCAAGUAACCAAUAAUAGUACCUGCUGAUUUUUACCAUAAUGACCAAUAGGCUUUUAGUAAGUGGAAGACACUUCUUACACUUAUGUGUAAGUGGAAGACACAUGUAAACUUUGAAGAUGAUGUGCAAGCUCUUGUUUUAGCUUACUCUUUUCCUUAUGACUUAGUGUUCAUGUUUAAGUUCAUUGACAAAUUGCUGAACUGUGACCAAGUGUUGGGACAAUGUUUUGGACAUGUUAGCAGGAGGAGGGCUAUCAAUGCAGCACCAGGGGCCACCAGCAUUGCAGCACCAGGAGGCCCAGCAUUGCAGCACCAGGAGCUAGCAUUGCAGUGCCAGGAGCUAGAAAUGCAGCACCAGGAGCUUGCAUUGCAGUGCCAGGAUCUAGCAUUGCAGCGCCAGGAUCUAGCAUUGCAGCGCCAGGAUCUAGCAUUGCAGCGCCAGGAUCUAGCAUUGCAGCGCCAGGA